Messenger RNA from Mugil cephalus (flathead mullet), 1925 nucleotides. It is a transcript of the gene fam107b, whose product is annotated as family with sequence similarity 107 member B. The coding region runs from base 145 to 636 and encodes 163 amino acids. The record is from RefSeq and is a predicted model, not a curated record. The transcript has 4 exons. NCBI's taxonomy places the organism in Eukaryota, Metazoa, Chordata, Actinopteri, Mugiliformes, Mugilidae.
UGAACACCAACCAGCUCAGUCGCGGACAGCUGUGCGGGACAAAGUGUCUCUCCUACGCGAGGCUCUGCAGCUCACUGAUAAACAGGACAGCGUGCUUUAAUAGCUUCUCUUUUUGAAAAUCUGUCGUGACUCAGAGUAGCAGCGAUGGCGACAAUGUUCAGAUACCCCGUCUUUCCUCAUCUCAAGGAUCCGUGUGAUCCCGGUCUAUCGCUGUCACCAGGGAGGAGUGUCAUGGCGGAACCGGACUAUCUGGACGGAGACUGUGAGGAGCUCAUCAAGCCCAAGAAGCUGAUCAACCCGGUCAAGACCUCGCGUAACCAUCAGGACUUGCACCGAGAGUUGCUCAUGAACCAGAAGAGGGGUCUGGCUCCUCAGAACAAACCCGAACUCCAGAAGGUUCUUGAGAAGAGAAAGAGGGAGCAAGUUCUCAAGGCUCAGAAGGAGGAGCAGGAGGCACACCAGAAGAGGAGCGACCUGGAGAUCGAGCUCAUGAAAAGGCAACAGAAACUAGAGCAGCUGGAACUGGAGCAGCAGAAAAAUGAGGAAGAACAGGAGAACACCCCCGAGUUUGUGAAGAUGAAGAGCAACCUGCGCAGGACCAAGCAGGAGGCGGACGAGGAGGAACGUACCACCUAAAAACCAGCAGGGGUGUCUGGGUCUGGUUGACUGUGCGUGUCUUUGGAGAGCACGGAGGCGUCAGGAGUGUGUGUACAAAAGAGAGAGUGUGUUGUGUCUGUGGCGCACGGUGGUGACCUGACCGUGCUCCAACAUGAACUUCCUGGCUUUCCCAACCUACCUGUUCCUUCCUGCAGUGAGGAGAGAGACUUUACAGACUAAAGACCCCCCUCUGUCUGCCUGCAACAGACCGCCAGUACUCACACCCAUCCAGCAGCACACAGCACCCCCGCAGGAGGGACCUAACAUGGACAUGUUACACGCUUUUCAGUGAGGGCGGGCACGCUUUCCAAUAAGCUGUGAUGGAGAAACAACCAAACAGGAGUUUUCAUCCCCUCUGUUCACACUUUUUUCUCCACAGCAAGCUGUCAUUUCUAUUUACUGUUAUCGAUGUUGUCAUUGUCGUUUUAUUUUUUUUUUUUUUUUUUUGUUUGUUCUCAUCUUCAGAAUCAAAAGGAAAGUGGACACUGGAUAUGGACUCUCGAAGCUGUGUAAUAUAAAAGCCAAACACUUGUGCUUUUGUUAUUUAUGUUUGUAGCUUUUAGCCCAGGUGUAGGGGUGGACACUUUUAGUCAUUCUGUAUUUUAGUUUGUCCUACAGCAUAGUUCCUGAAACCAGAACAAAGGGAGUGUGUGGUUGUGCGAGACACUCAAGUUUGCUUCAUAAUUAUAUAUAUUUUUUUGAAUUCUAAACAUGCCAUUUCCUCAGCUAAUGCAACGUUCAGCAAUAGAUGAACUCCCAGGCAUGAGAGUGACUUUUCUUUAUAUAUUCUGUUGUUUUGUAUGAAUAAAAGUGUUACUAAAUAAAUAAUUUAAGUUUUCGUUAGGUUGGUCAAUAAGAAUAAGGCCUGGGGUGUGUGAUCGGUCUUUGUGUGCUUUUCUGAACAAAGGCUUUGGCAGAAUCCAGGAAGUAAAACUACAAAGGUACACGUGUACUACACUUGUCAUUAAUGAUUCUAUUGACUGGUAGUCCUACGAAUAUCGGCAUAGCUACUGAAACAACUCGGACAUGCAACAUGGAACUUUAUCCCCGCAGUAUUUUCUGUCUAAUUGCAAUAAAGCCCUAGAAUUGGAUAACAACAGAAAUCAGUUCAUCUGAAAUGAGUGUUAACUGCAAAACAAGUAAAUUUGUAUGUGUAGUGUGCACCCUCACCUGGUUUGUGGAUCUCUGAGAUAUUAUGGAAAGAACAUAACAUAAUCCUGUGUUCCUAUCCAGAAUCUUCUGUUAAAUAAAUCCAAUUUUAAUUUUAA